UUAGAAUUUAGAAUUGGAAAAGAAAAAGAAAAUUCAUUUCACUUCCUAUUUGGCUCUCUGUACACCGAAUCCGAUCUAUACUCUCCUUCAUCUCAAAUGCAUUCUCUUCUCCAUUCCAAUUGUAACAGCCUUACAUGCAAAAUCAUGUGGUUUUUUGAGUUUCAAUGGGUAAUUAAUCAGAAGACUCAAUGUAGAAGAUAGAAGAAGAAGUUGUGGGCUAAAGACUCAAGAUUAAAUUAGGGUUUUUAAUUGGGAACCAAAAUGGAGAAGAUGGAAUGAAGUAGAAAUCAAGAGGAGAUUUGAUUCAGAGAAAAUGAUGCAUGAAAGUUAUCAUUCCAUCAAACCCCAAAGAGGUGCAGUGAACGAGGUUGAUGUCAAUGGACAGAAAUUGAAUCGGAACAACAAAUGUGGAGCCCGUGCUGUUAGAAACAGAAUCUAUGAUCCUGAAAAUGGCACAAGUUGUCACCAGUGCCGACAAAAAAGAAAUGUUUUUUGUGCUGCUUGUAAGAAUCCAGGAGCUGGGAAGCCUUGCCUCCUUAAGUUCUGCCACAGCUGCCUCAAGAAUAGAUAUGGAGAAAUAGCACAAGAGGUAGAUCUGUUGAGUGACUGGAUGUGUCCUAAAUGCCGUGGCAUUUGUAACUGCAGUAUCUGCAUGAAACAAAGGGGUCAACAACCCACUGGUCGACUAGCUCGUAAAUCCAAGGCCCGCGGUUUUACCUCUGUUUCUGAAAUGCUAUGUAAGGAGUCUUCUGAAGAGUUGGAACUGAGCAAUUCAGCUGAUUUGCCGAUUAAGGAACAUACUUCAGAAAAGGAGCUUGUAGCGGGCCUAUCAGGGGAACCUGAUGGAAUUAAUGCUUUAAAGGAUGAACAUGUGAAAUCCAAAAAAGUGAAGCGGGAAAUUAAGGAAGAAAUUCCUUUUCCCACUUGCAUGGAGUUGACAACAAUACUGGACAUCGAGUUCACACAAGAAGAUGUCGGGAAUGUUUUGCAGUUUCUAGAAUUCUGUAGAAUAUUUGAAAAGGCUCUUGAUAUCAAGAAAGAAGAACCCGGAGCUAUUUUAAGGGCUUUGCGAAGUGGACAAAACACCUUAGUGGUUGAGUUCCAAACGAAGCUAUUAAAUUUGAUAGAUUCGGAACUUGAGUCUUCACCCAAAACUGCAAGUGAUGGAAAAAAUUCAUGGCUGAAGGUUCUGGAGGAGUUAACUAUUGCAUCUGAUCUUGUGCUAAAAGACUUUCCAGUUGAUUGGCUUAAAAAAGGCAAUAGUGGAUAUUGCAAUUUGGAUAUGUCGAACAAGCUCAGCCUUCUGAACUUUAUCUGCGAUGAAGCUCUGGGCACACUGAAGCUAAGGAAGUAUAUGGAUGAACAAAAUGAAAUAUUUGCUGAAGAAAAGAAAGCAGCAAAAACAAAGGUUGCUGAAGCUAAGGAAAAGGAAAGAAGUCUUAAACAGAAGUUAAAAGAUGAGAUAGCAAAACCUGUGAUAUCAAAUGAGGAUAGCCUCUCAAAUUCAGCACAUGCAGCUCUACUUGCAAAGAUUAAAAGUGAAGCAGCUGAAGCUCGCGCGGAGUUGAUUGGGGCAAAGGGCACAAUGCCUAAACGGAACCAAUGUUGUGAGACAUUGAGAAUUGAGCGCGAGUACAUAGAUAACAAUGGCAAGGCAUUAUGGAAACUAAGAAGCUAUAAUGAUGAUGUUUUCUUGUUACAAGAUGUGAAGAUCAAUGAUGAAGAUGCUUCUGAAGUUGACGAAAAAUGGUUUGUGUAUGCGCCAGAGCAGAAGGAAGAGGUUAACAAGUACAUUUCUUCUAGGAGAGUUUGAUUACCAAUUACAUGAUAGGGUUAUUUAAAGCUUGUAAAUGUAAGAAGGGUUCCAAUCUUUUGGUGAUGGAGACAAGGGUCCUUAGUUUUCAAUGUAAUUAGUUUCAAUUUGUAGCUGGUUUCUAUUAUUUUACUGUAAUUUUUGAAAUAAUUAGGAUGUUGAUUGACCAAAUAUGGAGGUGUAAUGUUUUUCAAUCAACAUUGGUUGCCAUUAAAAUUUUAUUAUAUUGCUGGUUUCUCUUUGCACGAUGAUUCCAUUUUGGCUAGCCAAAAUAUAAUUUUAGUCUUUGAUGUUUGAUCUUUGAGACUUUGACAUAGAAUAUAUUUUGAUCCUUCAUCUUUGCAAA
Trifolium pratense (red clover) is the source of this 2159-nucleotide messenger RNA. RefSeq lists its product as uncharacterized. Gene Ontology annotation, biological process: regulation of DNA-templated transcription. The coding region runs from base 314 to 1813 and encodes 499 amino acids. Lineage: Eukaryota; Viridiplantae; Streptophyta; Magnoliopsida; Fabales; Fabaceae. Gene Ontology annotation, cellular component: nucleus. The record is from RefSeq and is a predicted model, not a curated record. The transcript is spliced from 12 exons.